Messenger RNA from Colletotrichum scovillei, 7641 nucleotides. Its product is annotated as type I polyketide synthase. The transcript is spliced from 7 exons. Gene Ontology annotation, molecular function: fatty acid synthase activity; 3-oxoacyl-[acyl-carrier-protein] synthase activity; oxidoreductase activity. Bases 1 to 7641 code for a protein of 2546 amino acids. The record is from RefSeq and is a predicted model, not a curated record. Gene Ontology annotation, biological process: secondary metabolite biosynthetic process; fatty acid biosynthetic process. NCBI's taxonomy places the organism in Eukaryota, Fungi, Ascomycota, Sordariomycetes, Glomerellales, Glomerellaceae.
AUGGCACCCUACAUGAGUCAUGGACCGUCUUCCUCUGAGCUUAGCUCCCCGGUGGAGAGCAUGCAGUCGCCCACAGGAGGGCCUGUACAGCCCAUCGCAGUCAUUGGGAUGAGUUGCAAGUUCUCUGGAAACGCGACAACUCCAGAGAAGCUAUGGCAACUCAUCGUUGAGGGAAGAGACGGCUGGUCUCCAAUACCAAAGUCGAGAUUCAAUGCCGAUGCUUUUUAUGACAAAGAUCAUGCUAAGAAUGGGAAGACAAAUGUGGUCGGCGGCCAUUUUCUCAAAGAUGAUGUCUCUCAGUUCGAUGCGUCGUUUUUCAACUUUACCGCUGAAAUUGCCAACGCGAUGGAUCCACAAAUUCGUCUGCUUCUUGAGUCCGUAUUUGAAUCAGCGGAAAAUGCCGGUGUAACUCUGCAACAGCUUGCAGGAAGUGACACCUCGGUUUUCGUCGGUUCCUUCUCCAGGGAUUAUCAUGACAGUCUCUUGCGUGACCCGGACACACUACCAAGAACGACUCUAACCGGCAAUGGUGUCGCGAUGAUGUCAAACAGAAUUUCUCAUUUCUUUGAUCUUCGUGGCCCAAGCCUUACCACAGACACUGGAUGCUCAGCAAGUUUGACUGCUCUGCAUCUUGCUGUGAACAGCAUUCGCAAUGGAGAGUCUCGAAUGGCCAUCGUUGGCGCCUCAAAUCUUUUGCUCAAUCCUGAUCCAUUCAUUGUUAUGUCGAGCUUAGGAGUUCUUGGUGCUGAUGGCCGAUGCUUCGCUUGGGAUAGUCGGGCAAACGGAUAUGGCAGGGGAGAAGGCAUUGCAACACUUCUUCUAAAGCCGCUCCGAGAUGCACUCGCUGAUGGAGAUUCCGUCCAUGCCGUCAUUCGAGAGACUGCAGUCAAUCAAGAUGGUAAAACACCUACCAUCACGUCGCCAUCUUCUGAGGCGCAAGAGGAGUUGAUACGAGCAUGCUAUCGAAGAGCCGGGCUUGAUCCUUCUCAGACAGCGUACGUCGAAGCGCACAUGACGGGCACUCCAACCGGCGAUCCUAUCGAGGCUGCCGCCAUAAGCCGCGUAUUCAGCAAAGGACGUUCUGUCAAUAAUCCCGUGUUAGUGGGAUCUAUCAAAACAAACUUGGGUCAUUUGGAGGCGGCCAGCGGAAUCGCAGGAGUUAUCAAAGCUAUCAUGAUGCUGAAAAAUGAGGUGAUUCCGCCGAACCUGAACUACGAAAAAGCCAACCCCGACAUCGAUAUGAAGUCACUCAGCGUAAAGAUUCCACUCAAAGCACAGGACUGGCCCCGAGGAAUUCCGCGGCGUGUUUCAGUCAAUAACUACGGUUACGGAGGAACCAACGGGCAUGUGAUCAUCGAUGGUGCUAGUGAGCACAUCAAUCAGUGUUCUUCGAUAGCACUGAAGAAGACCGAGCCUCGUCUCAUUGUCAUGAGUAGCAAAGAUUCCAAUGUUACUGCGCAGAUGGUCAAUAACCUCAAGAGCUACCUAGAGGCUCGGACAACGUCGGGCCAAAAGCUUGAUCUUGACAACUUGGCACACACCUUCCAAACGCGUCGGUCGCAUUUCCCGUGGCGAGUCGCUAUAUCGAGCACCGACUGUGAGGCAAGCUUGAUAGAGGCUCUUGAAGACCCCGUUAAGAAAGCUGUGACUCUUGCGAAGGAUCCUCCUCGCAUCGGCUUUGUCUUCAAUGGACAAGGAGCUCAAUGGCAUGCCAUGGGUCGCGAACUCAUCUCAGUCUAUACGGUCUUCAGAAAGGCUCUUCUUCGCGCAGAUGUCGUUUUGGGAGACUACGGUGCAGACUGGUCCCUUGUAGAAGAGCUUCAACGGGACGAGACUUCUACACGCGUCAACGAGCCUCGCUUGAGCCAGCCCGUCUGCGUCGCUCUUCAGAUUUGUCUAGUUGACCUUUGGGAGUCGUGGGGAAUCCAACCCAGCGCUGUCACCAGUCACUCAAGUGGCGAGAUUGCAGCAGCAUAUGCCGCCGGCGCGUUAACAUUCGAAGAGGCUUUGGGCGUUGCUUAUUUCCGUGGUGUCUUGACGGAGAAAUAUCAGAACGCUUCCACUGUUCCGGGAGGUAUGAUGGCAGUCGGUCUCGGAGCCGAUGAUGCAUGGGCCUACUUAGCGGAGAACGGUGUCACAAAGGGCACCGUUACCGUGGCUUGCGUCAACAGUCCAUCAAGUGUCACUCUUUCAGGAGAUUUAGAUGCGAUCCAGCGUCUAGAGAAGCAAUUCUCCGAGGAUCAGAUUUUCGCUCGCGCACUGAAGGUCAAGUCAGCCUAUCAUUCCCAUCACAUGCUUCCUAUGGCGGAAGAAUAUCUCACAGAGCUACAAAACAUCAUUCACCCGAAGCUUAAAUGGCAAAAGCUUGUUUACUCCUCACCCGUCACGGGCAAUUUGAUCGAUAAUCCGGAGAAGCUAGGUUCACAACACUGGGUGAAUAACCUGUUGUGGCCGGUUUUGUUCUCUCAAUCAUUUGAGAACAUGUGCAUUUCAGGGACCAGUGGAGAGGCCAACGUGGACUUCAUUCUCGAACUUGGUCCACACUCAGCUCUUGCUGGUCCAAUUCGGCAAAUCUGCAAAGUCCCGGUCCUAAAGGAACUCAAUCUGCCUUAUAUAUCGGGCUUGGUCAGAGGCCAGAACGCUGCAGUAUCCAUGCAGAUGGCUGCUGGAGCUUUAUGGUGCAAGGGAUCUCCAAUUGAUCUCUCUGCUGUGAACUGCCAGCAGGAUUGCAAUAGUUUACGAGUCAUCUCAGACCUCCCUUCGUAUCCUUGGAACCAUGCCAAUAGCUUCUGGCAAGAGUCCCGGAUGAACGUCGCUCAUCGCAUGCGGAAACAUGCUCGCCAUGAGCUACUUGGGUCUAUGUUGCCAGGGCCCUCCUCAACCAGCCCCAUAUGGAGGCACUUCCUCAGAGCCAAUGAUCUUCCAUGGCUUCGGGAUCACCUGGUCCAGUCUGAUAUCGUUUAUCCGGGGGCCGGCGGAAUCUCUAUGGCCAUAGAAGCUCUGCGACAAUUCUCUGAAGUUCCAGUUGAGACUAUAGAUGGUUACUCUCUGAGAGAUAUCGAGAUCAGCAAUGCCCUGGUCAUCCCGGAUACAGAAGCCGGAAUCGAGAUCCAGCUAAUUUUACACCCUUGUGAUGACAAGAGUUUGGAGUCGGGGUGGUAUGAAUUCUCCAUGGAAUCACCAACCAGCGACGGGAACUCGUGGAUUCAGCAUAUUCACGGUUAUAUCUCCCAGAAACAGAAGUCAAGGGCCACUUUAUCGCCUGCUGUACGUGUGGGCGACGUUACCGGACAAAGCAAUUCUGCGUAUUCCCGUAUUGUGAGAGUUGAGGAUUUGUUCGGCCGACUGAGGAAGAUGGGGCUGCAACAUGGCCCGACCUUCCAAAACAUGGUUGGCAUUCAAGCCAGCGAUUCUGGAUCGAGGUUCCAGUUCAAGGUGGCGGAUGUGAAAUCCUCAAGCAGUCACCUUCUCCACCCUACCACACUGGAUUCGAUUUUUCAAGGAGCUUAUUCCGCACUCUCUCCCAAGGCAUUCCAGAAUUCGAUGGUGAUGCCUCGAGCCAUCCAGCACAUAUAUGUUUCGCAGUCCAUCGUCUCGACUCCAAAUUCCAAGUUCGAGUCGUUUGCAACAAUUGAUCGUUGCGACAAGUCCGGCUUCCGGUCUUCAAUAACCACUCGUGAUCACAGCAAACCAGAAGCCACGAGUUUGGAAGUCAAGGGUCUCUUUUGCCAGGCAAUAGGCGGUGGAGGUCUGGGUCAGCACAAACAAAACCCGUCUAAGCUGCUUUUCAAGAUGCAUUGGCAUCCCGACUUUUCUCUCAUGCCAACUGAUCAGCUGAAGGCGGAACUCAAGUCCGAGGUUGAUCCAUCUGAGCUGUCAGUCAAUAAGAGGCUUGUCAAGGCAGCGUGGUAUUUCAUACAAGACGCCAUACAAGAUCUGGGCUUCGACAAGACUUCCCUAGGAGAAAUGGAGUGGUAUCACAAGUCGCUUUAUGAUUGGAUGGAAGUCAACUACAAAUUUGGACUUGAUGGGACGCUCGCUCGCGGAAGCGCUUCAUGGGCCAAAGCAAGUCAAGGCAUGCGCCACAUGCUCUUCGAUGAAGUUGCCUCCCAGAGCGUUAAUGGACGUCUUCUAUGUCGCGUUGGGAAGAACCUGUCUCGUAUUCUCAGAAAGCAGGUCGCUCCAUUAGAGGUAAUGAUGGAAGGCAACCUGCUGUACGAAUUCUACGAGAAGGCUCUCAGAUGCAACAGGUCUUACGAGCAGGUUCAAAAACUGGUGCAUAUGCACUCAAUGAAGCACCCCCGUGCGAAAGUUCUUGAGAUUGGAGGAGGCACCGGUGGAUGCACGCGAUCAGUACUCAACGGCCUGUCUGAAGACACCCCUGAUCACCGACGCCGCUUCUCAUCAUACACGUUCACUGAUGUCUCCGCCGGAUUUUUCGAAGCUGCGGCGAAGAAGUUCGAAGAUUUUGGAGACAUGAUCACCUUCCGGAAACUUGACAUCGAAAUUGAUCCUGUGGAGCAGUCCUUCGAGGCAGGCUCGUAUGAUCUUAUUAUCGCAUGUCAAGUUCUCCAUGCUACCAAGAAUAUGGAGAAGACGAUGAGAAAUGUUCGUAAACUCUUGAAGAAGGGCGGGCAGCUCAUUCUGGUUGAGACCACGAAAGACACGCUGGAUGUACAGCUGAUUUUUGGGGCACUUCCUGGCUGGUGGCUAGCUGAAGAAGCCGAGCGCAAGAGUGGACCUAACCUCACUCUUGAUCAUUGGGGACGGGUUCUUGCCAAUACUGGAUUCAGUGGAAUUGAUUUAGAGGUGAAGGACAUGGAGGAUCGUGCGAAUUACUCCUUCAGUGUCAUGACUUCAACCGCGGUCGCACCAGCAACAUUUCCUUCUGAAGUCUUCGUACUGAGCCCGGCUGAAACAGUCCCUGUCAACUGGAUGCGGGACUUGGAGGGUCAAAUUCAGUCCGAGACCGGCACCAGCUGCAAUACCAUGGACUGGAGAUCAGUUGAUGCUACCGACAAAGUCUGCAUAAUGCUUGAAGAAGCAGUCGCACCCCUGCUAAGACGGCUGAGCCGUGAAGAAUUCAUCUGUGUUCGAAGACUCUUGACAGCCGCUCGGGGCGUACUGUGGGUUACAAGAGGUAGUCUCAUCGACGGCGCUGAACCUGACAUGGCUUUGCACUCUGGACUACUUCGCACCCUCAGGAUGGAAGAUGCCGGACGACGAUAUAUCUCCCUCGAUCUCGAGACUACCGAGCCCCUGUGGUCCGCAAAGAACGCCGAACUAAUUGGGAAUGUCUUCAAAGCUACCUUUGAUCUUUCCCUCAGCUCGUACGAGUUUGAUUGCGAAUACGCCGUCAAGAACUCUGUCCUCCACAUAACGCGUAUCUAUAAUGACGACUCGGGGAACAUGUCAUUAUCGCCCGAAGCUGCUGAGCAAGAGCCUCAACUCAAACCGUUUGGCACCAGCGGUGAAGGCUCAAAUCUACAAAUGGACGUUGGCAUGCCUGGCCUCCUAGACUCCUUGCACUUCAGGGAAGUCAAUCUUCAAGACUUGGAUAAGGACCAGAUUGAGAUCGAGCCUCGCGCAUUUGGUCUCAACUUUAGGGAUGUUUUAGUGGCACUUGGUCAACUAGAUGAAACCAUCAUGGGUUAUGAGUGCAGUGGCAUCGUCACUAAAAUGGGCCCGGAGGCAGAGCAGAAGAGCGGAUUGAAGGUUGGAGACCGAGUCUGUGCCAUCCUACGCGGACAUUGGGCGUCAAGAGUCUCUAUCAAUUGGCCCUGUGCUGCUCGUGUCCCAGACAGCAUGUCAUGGGAGGAAGCGGCGACAAUCCCUAUGGUUUUCGCCACGGCAUUCCAUGGGCUCUUUGACGUUGGCCGACUUUCAAAGGGAGAAUCCGUCCUUAUCCAUGCAGCGACGGGAGGUGUUGGCCAGGCCGCUGUGAUGCUCGCCAAGCAAAGAGGUGCUGAAGUUUUCGCCACGGUCGGAACCGAGGCCAAACGCGACUUUAUCAUGAAAGAGUUUGGCAUUCCGCAAGACCACAUUUUCUCCAGCAGAGACACGUCUUUUGGUCCUGCUCUGAUGGGUGCCACAGACGGCAAAGGCGCCGAUGUUGUGCUGAACUCUCUUGCUGGGCCGUUGCUCAAAGAGACUUGGAACUGCAUGGCGAGGUUUGGUCGUUUCAUCGAGAUUGGGAAGAGAGACAUAGAAUCGGCCAAGAACCUAGACAUGAGCCCUCUCCGGCGCGCAGUGACCUUUGCCGCAGUCGACCUAUUUCAGCUGGGCAAGUUUAAGGGUCACAUUGUUCAGAAUGCUCUCCAGGGUAUCAUGGAGAUGUUCAGUCGAGGAGAGUUACGGGUGGUUACCCCCAUGACCACCUUCCCUAUUUCAGAAGUUGACAAGGCUUUCCGAUUGAUGCUAAGCGGAAAACACCUUGGGAAGAUCGUAGUUCAACCACGACAGACACAUCUAGUGAAGGUCAUUCCUUCCUCAAUCCCAGCUCGUCUAUUACAAAACGCAACUUACCUCAUUGCUGGUGGUAUGGGUGGCAUUGGUCAAUCUAUUGCGCGCUGGAUGGCUCGGGACCUUGGCUGCAAGAGCCUCAUCAUCCUCUCCCGGAACGCGCGUACGCAUCCAGGAUCUGCGGCUCUGAUCUCCGAGCUUGAGACGAAUGGUUGCAGAGCAAUCGUGCGGAAUUGCGACGUCUCUAACGAAAAUGAUUUCCGCCGAGUCGUUCACGAAGCUGGUCGAAGCUUCCCACCCGUUCGGGGGGUGAUCCAGGCUGCUAUGACUUUGAAUGACUCUAUUUUCCCCAAUAUGACAUAUGAGCAAUGGCAAGCUGCAACAGGCCCUAAGAUUGCAGCCACGUGGAAUAUGCAUAAUCACCUUCCGGACCUUGACUUUUUCAUUUUACUUUCGUCCCUCACAGGACUCGGAGGUAACACCAGUCAAGCCAAUUACUCGGCCGGAGGAACCUUCCAAGAUGCUUUUGCGAAGUACCGCACAUCGAAGGGUCUUCCUGGAGUUUCAAUUGAUUUGGCCAGUAUUCAAGAGGUCGGGUUCGUUGCCAACACUGAGGGAGUUGCAGAACGCCUGACCAAGACCGGCCUAGCUGAUAUCGAUGAGGCCAAUCUACUCAAGAUCAUUGAGACAGCUAUCCAGAAGCCCAGUCGGCCUGUCGACCUUAGUCAGCUCAUCACAGGCAUUGUCGAUUUUGAUGAGACUUCCACGGUCGCCUGGGUAAACGACACUCGGUUCUCGUCUCUCUGCGCCAACCGCAGCAAACAGAGCGGCACGCGUGGACGGACAGACCGCAAAGGUGGGACAGCAAUGCGGCUGUCUGACUCGUUGCAGUCAGCGACCAGCAGCACAAGUGCGGUGGCCCUUAUCUUGGAUGCUGUAAUAUCGAAGCUGUCUGAAAUGUUUGGGCUGGAUGCUGCCGAAAUCGACAAGAAGCACCCCGUUUCCAAGUACGGCGUUGACUCACUGAUUGCUGUGGAAUUGCGCAAUUGGCUCGUGUCUAGCGCGGGCGCCGAAACGACAAGCAUUUUUGACGUGUUGCACAGCCCGAGCUUAAGCGUCCUGGCUGAAAAGAUUGGAGAAAAGAGUCGCUUUGUUCCAACCCUAGUCAAGACCGCAUAG